UCAUCAGGUCCCAACUAGUUGAAUUCUUUCUUCGAGACUGUAAACAACAAAAUUCCAAGCGUUGAGCGAAGUUGAGUCAUUGAAUUCCUGUGAAUCCCAGAGAUAGUCUGUGAUUAUCAACAUAAUUUUUCGCGGUUAUUUUGCAGUAUAAAAAUAAAUUUUUCAUAUUUUACCAUCACUUAAAGUACUGACGAUGAGCAUGGAUAAUGAUGAAAAUUUUCUGAAGAACUCAGCCGGUGCUGAGGAUGUAGUGGACGGUGUAAUGACAUCGUGUUUCAAGCGUGUCGAAAAAAAUGAAGAUGAUGAGGAUAUCGAGGAAUAUCAGAAGAGGUUCAACGAAGAAGUGGUUAUAUCAAAAACUAGAAAAUUUGAUGAAUAUUAUUCCAUGAAUUAUCCUCGUAAAGGAUAUUUAUUGAUUUUCGCCCAUUCUGAAUUCAUUUUUGGUAAUCUUACGGACAGGUACGCUGAAUUAGAUGUGAUUUCAAUGACGAAAACAUUUUCCAAGCUGGAUUUCGACAUAAUGCCAUAUAGAGACUGUACUUUGAAUGAGAUCAAAAGUAUCAUGAAGAAAGUUUCAUCAAUGAAUUUCAAUGAAUAUGCUUGUUUCGCUAUAGCGGUAAGUUCACAUGGGAACUUCCAUCAAAUAGCAUCCAAAGAUACGAACUACGAUCCAGCGGAGGUAUUUUACGAACCGAUAAAGGAAAUCAAGACGUUGUUUGCAAAACCAAAGAUAUUUUUCAUAGGAGCUUGUAGAGGCUCUAAAAUUGACCAAGGAAUUACACUUCUGAGCCCAGUACAGACGGAUGGAGGACAUCUUGAAGAAUAUAGACUACCAAAAGCAGCGGACUUCUUAAUUAUAUACGCAACUGUUCAAGGUUACAUUGCCUACUCCAACGAUAGGGUAGGAUCUCAUUUCUUCAAGUAUCUGACUGAAACAUUGAUUGAGUAUAUCGAUCAUGAUCUAUUGACUAUUUUGAUAUUUGCGAAUCAAAAUAUGGCAAUGAAUUUCACAUCAUCGUCUACAAAAUAUCGCUUCCUCGACGAUAAUAAACAAUGCAUGAGUUUCAUGAGUACCCUCACUAGGAAAAUAAAAUUCGUAAAAAAAUAAUGAACAGGCGGGAUCAGAGGUGAAUCUAUAAAUGCAUGUGGAAUAAAAUCGUGUUAUUUCAAAUUCUCAAAAGGCAGUAAAUAAUCUGGAGAUUAGUACACAGAAAACAACUACUAAGGGGAGCUACAUCUCAUUUUUUAGGAAACAGAUUUGGAUAUUUAAGGAUCUAACACGUACCUACUGGAAAAUGGAAGACUGUUUAAAAUGAACAAAUCAUUCAUUCAAGAAAUAAACGAAUAUGAAACGAAAUCUAAAAUUAUUUCAAGAAAAAUAAUGUGUUGCUCCAGUUCAACUGAUGAGAGUUUAUCACUUCUGACAUCAAAUGCAAAGUCAUCGAUCAUGAGUUUGAAUUCACUUCUGAAACGAAUGUUACUCCUUACCUUACGGAAUUAUCUCUCUGGGGCAGGACCAAAACAACGAACAGAAAGUUCCUCAAGUGUAAUGAUAAUUUUGUAUUGCUACGAAGUGACUCUAGGAGAUGAUAGAACACGUUGAU
This is a messenger RNA of Coccinella septempunctata (seven-spotted ladybird), 1604 nucleotides long. RefSeq names its product caspase-1-like. Gene Ontology annotation, molecular function: cysteine-type endopeptidase activity. NCBI's taxonomy places the organism in Eukaryota, Metazoa, Arthropoda, Insecta, Coleoptera, Coccinellidae. Bases 194 to 1108 code for a protein of 304 amino acids. The record is from RefSeq and is a predicted model, not a curated record. The transcript is spliced from 4 exons. Gene Ontology annotation, biological process: proteolysis.